This is a messenger RNA of Manis javanica (Malayan pangolin), 1180 nucleotides long. RefSeq names its product dickkopf WNT signaling pathway inhibitor 4 (gene DKK4). NCBI's taxonomy places the organism in Eukaryota, Metazoa, Chordata, Mammalia, Pholidota, Manidae. Gene Ontology annotation, biological process: multicellular organism development; negative regulation of canonical Wnt signaling pathway. Gene Ontology annotation, cellular component: extracellular region. The record is from RefSeq and is a predicted model, not a curated record. Gene Ontology annotation, molecular function: co-receptor binding; receptor antagonist activity.
AUGGUGGUAGUGGUCCUGCUGGGGCUCAGCUGCUUCUGGGCUCCCCUGGGUGCUCUGGUUCUGGAAUUCAACAACAUCAAGAGCUCCGCUGACCUGCCAGGCGCUCGGAAGGGUUCACAGUGCUCGUCUGACAAGGACUGUAAUGCCAGGAAGUUCUGCCUCAAGCCUCAAGAUGAGAAGCCAUUCUGUGCCACAUGUCGCGGCCUCUGGCGGAGGUGCCAGCAUAGUGCCGCGUGCUGCCCAGGGACGCUCUGCGUGAACGAUGUUUGUACCUCGGUGGAAGAUGCAAUGCCAAUACUGGAAAGGCAGACCGAUGACCAAGAAGACACAGACACCCAAGAAACAACUGGGCAUCCAACUCAGGAAAACAAACCCAAAAGGAAGCCAAAUAUUAAGAAAGCACAAGGCAGUAAGGGACAAGAGGGAGAAAGCUGUCUUAGAACUUUGGACUGCGGUGCUGGACUUUGCUGUGCUCGUCAUUUUUGGACUAAAAUUUGCAAACCAGUCCUACUGGAGGGACAGGUCUGCUCUAGGAGAGGGCAUAAAGAUUCUGCUCAAGCUCCAGAAAUCUUCCAGCGUUGUGACUGUGGUCCUGGACUGGUAUGUCGGAAUCAAGUGACUGGCAAACGGCAACAUGCACGGUUAAGAGUAUGCCAAAAAAUCUAAAAUGGCUGUGACUAUCUCAGAAAUAAAGACGACACCUUGUUGUAUUCAACCAUAAAUCUCAGGCAUUAAUUUUAAAAUCUUGUCAUACAGACACCUUUCAAAUCAAAUCUUGUAGUAAUUGAAAUUGAGCUAGAGAACUGUGAGAUGCCGCCUUGGGAAUCGGUGGAAAUUAGCUUUGGCCUUUUGUCUAUUUCUGCAGAAAAGUAAUGUGCUUGCAUAACAAAACAGUUAAUUAUGAUCUAGGGACUCGGUUAGUUCAAGUAUAUCUUGAAGUAAUUCCUGGUGAAGUUCUGGUAUCUGACAGUCACUUGGAGAGAAAAAAGGUGAUGGUGUCUGCAGUUAAGUGAAUUCUUAUACCUUGCCAGUGAAAUUAGCAAAUACUGUAUUUGUCCUUCAAAAACCUUAGUGUUUAUUUUCUUUUAUUUCUUUGAACGGAAUGUCAUUCUACUACAAAAUAAUGUGGUUAAUAAACAAGACUUACAACCUAUCUUCUGCCCAUAUAGUCCUUUCUAUG